Messenger RNA from Phytophthora nicotianae INRA-310, 3466 nucleotides. RefSeq lists its product as hypothetical. Bases 61 to 2169 code for a protein of 702 amino acids. Gene Ontology annotation, biological process: protein folding. Lineage: Eukaryota; Oomycota; Peronosporomycetes; Peronosporales; Peronosporaceae. Gene Ontology annotation, cellular component: nucleus; cytosol. The record is from RefSeq and is a predicted model, not a curated record. The transcript is spliced from 2 exons. Gene Ontology annotation, molecular function: ATP-dependent protein folding chaperone; ATP binding; protein binding.
AAUAGAGUUUUCGAGAGCGGUAAAACCACAACUACUCCCUCACACCGAGACCUCGUGAUCAUGGCGACGACGCAACCCCCACGCGUGUUUGGCGUCGACUUCGGUGCGCAACGAUGUGUCGUAGCUGAGAGCAACGGCGACGUAGUGCUCAACGAGCUUGGUGCUAUGACCACCGCCACUCUGGUAUCCUUUAAGGGCGAGGAGCGUCUUGUGGGCGAGUCGGCCGUGCUCUCAUCCAGCACGAACCCUCGCAACACCGUUAGCUUCUUGUCUGGCCUUGUAGGCAAGCACCAACUGGCGGACGUGCAGCGCCAACUUGAGCGACUACCCGGUCACCAGCCCACCUUUGAAGUGGACGAAGCUGGCCGUGUAGUGGCUACAGUGGACUACGGCAAGGACAAUAAUAAGACGCAGUUCACUGUAGAACAGCUCACUGGUAUGCUGUUCGCCAAUCUGGCCACGCAGAUGAAGAAGCGCUUCCAGGACGAGCCUUUCCAUGUGACGUUGGCUGUACCAUCAGUAUGGGGCGACGAAGAGAAGCGUGCGGUCCGUGUGGCUGCCACAAUCGCUAGUAUUCCCAGCUUGUCAAUCAUCUCGCGCGAUGCAGCAUUGGCUCGUUGCUUCCACUGCAAACAUCCCGUUGCGGCUCCCACUGACGGAGAUGUCCCCAUGGAGACGGCUCGACACAUUGCAAUUGUCGAUAUGGGCCACACCAGCACCAGUGUAGCGGUAGUGAAGCUUACUCGUGAAGGUGAGACGCUGCUAGCGACGGAAGCUGAUGUGGAUCUUGGCGCCGAGACACUUGAUCGUCGCCUAUUUGAACAUUUCCAGAAGGAAGUUGAGACGAAGCAUCAGUUGAGCGUGUCAUUCCACUCGAAGGGAGGCAAGCGUCUGUUCCAGGCUUGCGAGAAGCUCAAAAAGCUGCUGUCUACUAUCGGAGAGGCCAGCGUGACCGUGGAGAACCUUGCUCCUGAGAAAGAUAUCAACAUCUCCAUCUCUCGCAAUGUAUUCGAGGAGUUGUGUGCUUCUGAACGGGCUCGUGUGACUGAGAUGCUGCAAAAAGCUCUGGAAACAGCCAAAGACAGUGUUUCCAGUGCUGACAUCGCGUCGGUGGAGAUCGUGGGCGGUGGCACUCGUAUCCCGUUCGUGCAGGAGGCUAUUAUCGCCGCUUUCCCUGCUGAUCAGCAGCGCAACAACGCACUUAUCGGUCGUAUGCUCGAUUCUACCACAGCCAUCGCUCUCGGUGCCGCGUUUUCGAGCGAGGCAGUCACGACACCUGUAGACGCUGAAGAGGACGCAGACGCGGCUCGCUAUGUGGCGUUGGAGCAGGAAUUCCAGGCGCGUGAUGCCGAACUGACUGCUAUCGCUCACGAGCGUAAUGCCAUCGAGGCUUUUGUGUACGAGAUGCGCUCCAAGAGCAGCGGCAAGCACGGAGAUAAACUCGAUACUUCCAAGCUGAACCCGCUCUUAGAUGCUGCGGAGGACUGGAUCUACUCGGAGGAGUCUGAGACUGCCACACUGGACUUGAUUCGCACAAAGCAUCAGUCGAUUGAGACGGAGAUUCGCGCUGCUUGUGAGGCUUAUUUCUCGGCUGUUGAGGCUGAUGAACGUGCGUUGGAGCAGCAGCUUGAAUUGGAGUCGCAGAAAGCCGAGGCGGAGCGUCAGGCUGAGGGAGACGAAGACCACGACACGCGUAAACUAAAGAAACCCGAGCGUAUGCGUAUGGUGGUGAAGAACAAAGAGGAAGGCAACGAGCUUUUCCGUGACGGCAACCACAAACACGCCGCUGCUCGCUACGUGAAGGCUUUGACCCAUGCGUCCAAGUUCUUCGAUCUCACCGAGGCGGACAAGGAGGAGGUGAGCGCGAUCAAGCUCAGUCUGUACCUGAAUCUGGCGCAGUGUUACCUCAAGAUGGAAAAUUACACUAAAACAGUGGCAAACUGCAACGAAGCGCUGGCUCUGGACGCCAAGAGCGUCAAGGCUCUCUACCGUCGCGCUGUGGCGUACGAGAAGGAGAACAAGCUCGAGCAGGCGGCUGACGACGUCAAGGCCGCGCUGGCCCUCGCACCGCAAGACCGCGCCGUCGUCAAGCUCGAUGAACGUCUCAAGUUGCGUCUGCGCCGCCAGCUUGACAAGGAAAAGAAAAUGUGGAGCAAGGCAUUUGCAUGAACAAUCGUCGCGAAAAACACAUGCAAAUAGAGACGAUGAAUGGAUGUGGAUAAAAUUGCAAUCAUUUUUUCCUAACAACACGGAAACGCACAGUGGCAAAACACAAACUGCAACUUUUUGCGUAGUUUGUUGCUGCCUUCUCUCGCAGUGGUGUUCACAACACGCGCCCCAUUCAUUCAGGUCGUCACUGUUGCUUUGCUGCUGUGCUUUUCCUUCAUUUGUCGAGAACUUCCCGACUCGCACUGACUAAUAUCUUCAGUGCGCUUGUAUCUUCAUCCCUUCAGCUCAGAAGGGCAAUCUGUCACGUCUUACUGGUUGUCUGGAGCUGUGCAUCUGUUGAUCCACUUGCGUCGUCGCACCAUGGCUAAUGUGAAGGGGUCCUUCUGCCAAGGUCCGGAGAAGGACGGCGCAUAGAUCCAGCCAUUGUCGUCUCCCUGCGAGACAUCGAGUGUCCAUCCUUCGGCCUUGAGAUGACUUGGCACCUUGGGCGCGACUUCCUCAAAGGCGUUAGACGAGAUAUUAGCGUCCGUGACGGAGCUCCAUCGCUUGCGUUCGGUCGAGCCGGAAAUGUGCGUGUCUGUGGUCCACUUCUUGACAAUGUGGUAGCGCUGGUUCUCCCAGAGCUCGAGUAUCUGAUCCACUUGCUCGUUCGGAGUCACUUUGAUCUCUAGGAAGAGCACAGAUUUGCGUUUCUGCUUGUCGUAGUCAGGAGGCACCUCUAGCUCGUAAGACACGACUUCGGACUGCUUCUUCUCGAGGAACGGGGCCAGUGCAAGGUUGGCGUUGCCAAUGCAGUCGUCCUUCAUGAAGCGAUCGUAGUCCAUCACGUGCACCUCGAGGCAUUUCUCCUUGGGGCGGUCUACUUGAAACUGGAAGGUCUCGGCCGGGUCCCAACGCGGGUUGAGGCUGCUGGGCACCACGGAGCUUUUCUGGCUCACGCGCCCCACUUUGAAUACCACGUACGGGUCGCUCUUGCCGCCCAUGCCCAUGAAGCCGAAGUCGCUGGCCGCCAGGUCACCCGCGCGCACCAGCGUCACCUGCAGCGUGUGCAUGCCGCUCAUGAUCUACUGUCUAUUCCGCUGUCUUCCAGAUCCGGAGUGCGACUGACAGUGUGCGUUGUGGUGUGGCAUGGUAUGUUGCCUUCUCGUAAGAAAACGGUAUACUCGCAUGUCGGAUACCGUUGCUUCGUCGUAAGUAGACAGUAUACGUACGUGCAGAUAAUGCUAAACGAUUGGUCUGAAACGAAGGUCGUAGGGACUGGUGAUUCGCUACAAAAACGGACAGUGGAAUUUAAAGG